This is a messenger RNA of Durio zibethinus, 504 nucleotides long. RefSeq lists its product as uncharacterized. Gene Ontology annotation, biological process: mitochondrial respiratory chain complex IV assembly. Gene Ontology annotation, cellular component: mitochondrion. The record is from RefSeq and is a predicted model, not a curated record. Lineage: Eukaryota; Viridiplantae; Streptophyta; Magnoliopsida; Malvales; Malvaceae.
UGACGUAUCCAUGUGUUAGACCUUUAGCCUCACAAAGAAAUUUUCUCCCAAAUUCCCAUCAAAAUUUUCUCGGUGAGAAGUAAAGGAAAAUGUCUGCUGUAGGCACUUCAAAGGGUGUUCUUGAAAUCGCCAAAUUCGGUCUUUAUGUGUCGAUCCCCAUCGUUCUUAUGUACACUUUCGCCAACAACACCAAGAAUCUCCAGAAAUUUAUGGGAAAUCAUUCGUACGUAGUGUAUCCUGCAGAGGGACCAAGACCUCCAUCACCAGAGGAGUUAAGGGAGAUGGCCCGGGAGCUAGCUAGGAAGAAAAGUAUUCGAUGAUGCUCUUUAGGGCUGUAAGUGAUCUAUGUAGCUUUUUCGGUUGUACCUAUUACUAUUCCAAUAAACCUGCAUUUGUGAUAUGCUACAAUGACUAUUGUGCAUUUGGAAAAGGAAACAAUAUGUCUGGUUUGUACAACAUUACUGAUCAAAAUUUUAUAGCUAAAUUUGUUGUUUUGCUUGCUCA